This is a messenger RNA of Diplodia corticola, 1482 nucleotides long. Its product is annotated as integral membrane protein duf6. Gene Ontology annotation, cellular component: membrane. The transcript is spliced from 3 exons. The coding region runs from base 1 to 1482 and encodes 493 amino acids. The record is from RefSeq and is a predicted model, not a curated record. Lineage: Eukaryota; Fungi; Ascomycota; Dothideomycetes; Botryosphaeriales; Botryosphaeriaceae.
AUGAGCCCGUUGCCGAACGCCACAAACGAGGGCAAGAAGCCCCGGUCAGCCAGCGACGCGGCUACAUUUGCUGCUGUUGUCGAGAACGAUGCCCUCGCCCGCGUGCCUGUCACCAAGCCUUCUGGGCAAAGCUUGCGUCUGAGCAUUCCACGCACUCCUGACUGCCGUGCCGCCUCUCCCGCGCCUUCCGCUCUCUCCAUGGACGACUAUCCCUCCGCCCAUACCGCCACUUCCUCGACCUUCCUGCUGCCUCGAUCAUUUCGUGACGAUGAGCUUUCUGAAAAACGACCGCAGACGUGGAGGACCCGGCUCCAAGCAUUGUGGUCACACAACAAAGGACUUAUAUUAGUGCUUAUCUCCCAACUGUUCGGCGUCGCCAUGAAUAUUGCCACCAGAAUCUUAGAGAUAGAGGGCAACGAUGGAAACGGCUAUAACCCAUUCCAAAUUCUCUUUGCUCGCAUGGGCAUCACAUUAAUACUAUCUUCGCUGUAUGUGUGGUGGACGAAAGUCGAGCAUGCACCAUUCGGGCCAAGAGAAGUCCGCUGGCUGCUCGUACUACGAGGCUUUGGUGGAUUUUUCGGCGUGUUCGGCGUGUACUACUCGCUCCUCUACCUCCCCCUCUCCGACGCCACCGUCAUCACCUUCCUCGCGCCCUCCCUCGCCUGCUUCGCCUGCUCCAUCCUCAUCAACGAGCCCUUCACCCGCACCGAGCAAACCGGCGCCCUCAUCUCCCUCCUCGGCGUCGUCCUCAUCGCCCGCCCCGCCUCCCUCUUCACCUUCUCCUCCCCCUCCCCCCCCUCCUCCGCCACCCCCUCCACCACCUCCACCUCCCCCAGCGCCGGCGACUACACCUCCGUCACCCCCUCGCAGCGCGCCACCGCCGUCGCCGUCGCCCUCGUCGGCGUCCUCGGCGCCGCCACCGCCUUCACCACCCUCCGCUGGAUCGGCCGCCGCGCCCACGCCCUCAUCUCCGUCAACUACUUCGCCGCGUGGUGCACGUUCGUCUCAUUCGUCGCCAUGCUCGUCAGCCCUUCCAUCCCGUUCCUCUUACCCACAUCAUCUAGCGACUGGGCGUUGCUGGUUUUCUUGGGGGUCUGCGGCUUCGUGAUGCAGUUCUUGCUCGCGGCGGGACUGCAGCACGAGCGUAGUGGCCGCGCGACGAAUAUGGUGUAUUGUCAGAUGUUGUUCGCGUUGGCGGGGGAUCGGGUCGUGUUUGGGACGGGGCCGGAUGGGUGGGGGUGGGCGGGGAGUGGGCUCAUUUUGGGGAGUGCGGUGGUGGUGGCGGUGAGGAAGAGGGAGGGGGGGAGGGGGGGAGGGUUGGGUGUGAGAGCGGGCGGGCUGGGGGAUGAGGAGAGGGGGCUUGGGCUUGGGCUUGGGGAUGGGGAUGGGGAUGUUGGUGGUUUUGAAGAAGAGGGCGGGGUGGUUCGGGGAGGGGGUCAUGGGGGGAGAGACGAGGCGGAGGAGGAGGAGGUGAGGAAAUAA